UGAUAAACUGUUUGUAUAUGCCCUACUACACCCUCUUCCUGGCCUGGUCCAUCUACUACAUGGUGAAGUCCUGCUCCAGCGUCCUGCCCUGGACAACUUGUGGCAACAGCUGGAACACCGACCUGUGUAUUGACGACAUGAAUACAACCAGUAACGGGACAAAUAUGGCAGGGAACACAUCAGAACCUAUCACCAUAACCGAGCGUAGGGAAAAUGGAACUUCUGCUCGCACGCCUGCUGAGGAAUUUUUUCGGUACAAUGUGCUGAAUGUCUCAACUGAAUUGGAGGACGUGGGAGCUGUACAGUGGCACAUAGUUGGAUGUCUGUGUGCAUCCUAUGCUGUGUAUGUGACCGCACUCCUGCCGUACGUCCUCCUCCUCUCCAUCUUCAUCACAGUAAUGCAAGAGCCAGGUGCUCUAGAUGGCCUGUACCACUACGUCAUCCCUGACUUUAACAAACUACUUGACGUCCAGGUGUGCCAGCGGUUGUGUAGCAAGCACAUCUACUAUCAACUACUGGAUCACAGUGGUUCAUAA
Molecule: messenger RNA, 536 nt
Organism: Haliotis rubra (blacklip abalone)
Lineage: Eukaryota; Metazoa; Mollusca; Gastropoda; Lepetellida; Haliotidae
Product: sodium- and chloride-dependent creatine transporter 1-like
Exons: 3
Coding region: 18-536 (172 amino acids)
Biological process (GO): sodium ion transmembrane transport
Cellular component (GO): membrane
Source: RefSeq, a predicted model, not a curated record